AGAUGUUUUCCUACUUUAUUCCUUCUUCUUUUUUUCUUCAUAAGACUUUUUGAUGUUUCAUUCAUACUAGUAUAUAUUUUCAUUAAAGCUACACUCUUUUCACUCCACACAAAAUCCAUUUUCUUCAAGUAUCAACCAUGGGGGGUGGAAAGACCACUAUCAUGGUACUCAAGGUUGAUCUUCAAUGUUCAAGCUGCUACAAAAAGGUCAAAAAUAUUCUCUGUAAAUUCCCUCAAAUUAGAGACCAAGUAUAUGAUGAGAAGUGCAAUACAGUCACAAUCACUGUGGUUUGUUGUAAUCCUGAAAAACUUCGUGACAAAUUGUGUAGUAAAGGAUGUGGUGUAAUCAAGAGCAUUGCAAUCAAAGACCCUCCAAAGCCCAAACCUCCCGAAAAACCCAAAGAGCCCGAACCUAAGACACCUGAAAAGCCAAAAGAAGUUGAGAAGCCUAAGCCCAAAGAGCCCGAAAAGCCCAAAGAGCCCGAAAAGCCCAAAGAAGUUCCUAAACCUAAACCAGUUACUCCACCACCAGCACCAGAGCCCGUAAUGCCAAUUCAAGAAUACCUACAACCGCCACACGGAUAUUGUUGUGGACAAUGCUACGAAGGCCAAAUGGGGGGCCCAUGUUAUCAAGGGUAUGGAAGACCGGUCCCUCCGCCCCCGAGACAUUGUUGUGGAGAAUGCUACGAAGGCCAAACCGGGGGCCCAUGUUAUCAAGGGUAUGGAAGACCAGUCCCUCCGCCCCCGGGACAUUGUUGUGGGCAAUGUUACGAAGGCCAAACCGGGGGCCCAUGUUAUCAAGGGUAUGGAAGACCAGUCCCUCCGCCCCCAUGUUACGAUAACUAUGGGCCUGGGCCUAGGCCUGUGCCUUAUGGCUAUGGUACGGGCUGUAAUGUAAGCAGAUGUGAUCAGUACUUUAAUGAUGAAAAUGCUAAUGGUUGCUCAAUUAUUUAAGGUGGCCCAAUUGUUAUGGUUCAAUGUCUGGGCUCAUCAAUAUGGGCUUCUAUUAAUGUGGUUGUCUUUUUUUCUUUAUAAAUUGUUAUAAAUAAUAAACAAUGUAUAGUUAAUUUUCUUUUGUAAAAUAGAAUAAAAGUUGUUAACUAGAUUGUUGGCAAAGCCUUGAUUGAUUAAUAAAUGCCAUUUUUCAACAUUA
Molecule: messenger RNA, 1152 nt
Organism: Solanum stenotomum
Lineage: Eukaryota; Viridiplantae; Streptophyta; Magnoliopsida; Solanales; Solanaceae
Product: pollen-specific leucine-rich repeat extensin-like protein 1
Exons: 4
Coding region: 138-953 (271 amino acids)
Molecular function (GO): metal ion binding
Source: RefSeq, a predicted model, not a curated record